AUGUCGAGGCAGAAUCAACAAAAGGGAUUUAUAGCCAGGAUGGGACCUGCUAGUGGGCUGCAACGGCGAUACCAAGCAGCAGUAGCGCAGACCGCAGCAGUGUUUUCCCCUCGUCAAAGCCAUCGUCCCGGCGCUGCUGCCGUCUCUGCUAUGCUGCUGCCGAUGACGCUCUUCUUCUCCCUGGCAGCAGGGUUUGAUUUGGAGGAAAGGCAGCGUGGAUAG
Molecule: messenger RNA, 222 nt
Organism: Haemonchus placei
Lineage: Eukaryota; Metazoa; Nematoda; Chromadorea; Rhabditida; Trichostrongylidae
Source: the annotation of a GenBank genome assembly